AUGUUCCACCGCACAACCCGCCUCCCCCUCCUGCUCCGCCCCUCCCUCCUCCCCCGAACCCUCCAACCCACCCGCCUCGCCUCCAGCGCCAGCACCCAAAAAUCCCCACCCGUCGACUCCAGCUCCGCCGACGGCGCAUCGAAUAAGGGCAAAGACCAAGCCCAGCCCAAGAUCCUGCGCGACAACCCUCCCCUCAACGAGAGCGAGCAGACCGACGAGGUGCGCAAACACAACGCCGAGAUGAAUCGUCGCGCCGAGCGGCCGGCGGAGAAGGCGAGUGAUGAGGAUGUGAGGAAUGAUAAGGUGGGAAAGGGGUUUUGGGGCGGGGAGCCGGAUAAGGAGAAGGGGCAGUGGAGCGGUGAGUAG
Messenger RNA from Saxophila tyrrhenica, 366 nucleotides. RefSeq lists its product as uncharacterized. The transcript has a single exon. NCBI's taxonomy places the organism in Eukaryota, Fungi, Ascomycota, Dothideomycetes, Mycosphaerellales, Extremaceae. The record is from RefSeq and is a predicted model, not a curated record. Bases 1 to 366 code for a protein of 121 amino acids.